CUUAAAAGGAAGUGUAAGGACUAACGGGAAAGACCCAAUGAGAAACACAACUUAGCAAGGUUGCUUCGGCGGUAUUCCUCGUUUGCGUUAAAUAGCUUAUGCAUGUUUCAAAGUCAACCUAAGACAAUAUGUUCACAUAUAGACCAUAGCUAUAGUGAAAACCCCAUAUACUUGCAAAGCCGCGCUAUACAGUUUCGCGUGUUGGGCUCCGCCGCUCCGCAGGCCUUCGCAAGCCUGUUAGGCAAGGGCGUCAAGCACUGACAUGUUAAGCGCAGUUACUGCAAUUGCCGUUGUCAGUAUGAGGAGCGGCUUUCAAGGAGGGGAUGACGUUUGCAUCCCCUCACACCAUCAGGCUCCAUCACCGCCAAUCUCCAAACGCUCCUCAGGGAGCGACACCGCGCGCCUCUUAAACGUGUUCAGAAGGCAACCAGUACAGGAAGGCGACAGUCUCCUGCACCGUUCAUCUGCCACUCUCCCAAUUGUGGGAUCACCAGAACCCGCAGCCUCUCUGGACGCAAGUCAGCGCGACAGUAAGGCAUCGCGAGCCCUUCAGCAGCUUGGGGAGGCUUAUCGGCGGAUUAGCGAAGUUGGGCUUGUGUCAGGCCUGUCAGCUGCUGCAACAUGGAUGUUGCCCGGCUCUAUGCGAAAUCGCAUAUCCGCGGGCGACCUCGAAGCAGCACAAAAGUCAAGUGGAGCUUCUGGCAGCAGCCGGAAUUCAUCAUCAAUGGUGCUGUCAUGCGCCAUCUCAGCUUCUCAUUCAGUUGCAGUUGGGCCCGCGGUGGAAAUCGACCUUGAGAGAACUGCAAGCACCGCGACUUCGCGAGCUCAAUACAGAGCCCAAAGCUGUUGUUCACAUGACGUCCGUGCUCCGGCCCUGCCAGAAACCAGGUCAGCCGGCGCUGGCCCAUCCAUUAGCACCAACUGUUGCAGCAGUUCAACAUCAUUAUCAUCUGUCCUGCAGUCACCGCGGUCACCGGUUCUACGAUUUCAGAUACCCACCCCACCACCUCUCACGACGUUGACACGAGCACCGGUAAAAAUCCCCUCGACUGUCGUCGCCGCGCCAACACCGGUCACUGUGACGCCCAUUGAAGCCUCACAUGACAACAGCAGCUACAACAACCAAGAUAGCCAGCAAAUCCGCCGCGACAUCCACCAUAACCACCAGCAGGGCAGUAACCGGACCCUAAACCAACAGCAACAACAACAGCAGCAACCGCCUUCGCCGCCUAGUCAGCAGCAGCCAUGCCUUAGUCCAAAUCGCCCAGAGCCUCCUCGCCCUCAGGAGCACUUCAAGCAGCUUCAACCUCAGCAACCACACCAACCGCCCCGGCCGCAUCCACCGCACCAACAACCGCACCAAAACUCGCAGCCGCACCAUCAUCAUCCUCACAACCCCCAGCAGCAUGCCGUACAAACCGGCAUCUUCAAGGACCGUACGACACCCGUGGAUGGGCUGCUGUACCUCGCCUCAUGCGCCCGGAGUUCCAUGUGGACGGCCGCCAGGGGUACGCGGUGGUCCCUGCAGCAGUACGACAUUAAACGGCAACUGUACAGCGGCUAUGCCAGCACCGUUUACAAGGCCAAAUGUCAUACGUCGGAUCAAGAGGUGGUGCUCAAAAUUUAUCCCCUAACGGAGCUGACCGACUUCUUAAGAUACCAGGUGCUUCGAGAGCUGGACAUCCACUCCCGGCUGAGGCACCCCGGUGUAGUGCAGCUGCUGGCCGCAUUCAGGGAGGAAGACUCGCUGGUGCUCGUGCUGGAGUAUGUUCGUGGCGGCUCGCUGGAGGCCGUACGGAAGCGCAUGGGGGGGCGCAUGGCCGAGGCGUGGGCGGUGCACCUGGUGGUGGCGCCGCUGCUGCGCACCCUGGCGGCGCUGCACCGCACUGGGGUGGUGCACCGGGACGUCAAGCCGGAAAACCUGCUCUUCACGCCCGAAUGGCGACUCAAGCUGUGCGAUUUCGGUGUCUCCAUCUGCCUGACGGAGGAACGGGCCGUCACACGGGCGGGAUCAGCAGAGUACAUGGCGCCGGAGGUGAAUGCAUGUCCGCUGAAGCACGCUCCCCAAGACAACAAGUACGACAGCUCCUUAUCGUACGGUACGGCAGCCGACGUGUGGUCCGUCGGAGCUCUAGUGUACGAACUCAUGGUGGGUUUCACGCCCUUCGGAACCACGCCGCCACUACCGCCGCCGCCGCGACGGAAAACCUCUGUAUCGUCGUACACAUCACUGACGCCGGUGAUGACGUCAUCCCCCAUGACGUCGUCGCCGCUGACGUCACCGCCAGCAUCGCCGCCGCCGGCGUCGCCGCCGAGCUCCCCCAAAUCGUACCACUCGUCUGCCGCCGUCAGUACGGCGGUGGAUCGUACGGCAGCGAUGGAAGCUCGCCGCCGUACUAGUGGAUACGGCAAUAACAGCACCAUCAGUAGUACCCCUACCAUGAUGUCGGCCUUUUCAACUGCAGCUGGCGCCGCGGCAGCCGCCACCGCCGCCGCUGCAACGGCGGCGACAGCUGCGGCGGCAGUAGUUAAUGCCGUACCUUCCGGCCGCUUGUCCACGGGGCGUCGCAGUAGCAACAGCAGUACCAAGAGUAUCAGGCUUGCCGCCGCCGCUGCCGCCGCCGCCAGUGCGACGCCGCUAGCGUUUCCCGCUAGUGUCAGUACGGCCGCGAGAUCUUUCAUCCGGUCGUGUCUGGAGCUAGCGCCGGAGAACCGGCCUACAGCGGAGCAGUUGCUGCGUCAUGAAUGGGUGCUAUCGGCGCAAAAGUACUGCCACAAUCCGCCUCCAUGAGGUCUCUCGUGACGCUUCCGCUGCAACCCCGAUCCGGAGCGACGUCAUGGGGACGCCUUGAUUGCGUAAUGGCGGAUCCUUUGGUGGAGGAGGCAGAAGGUUGCUACCCUGAGCUGGAAGCAACGGGGCAUGACAAGCAGAUUGCAGGUGUUUGUGAACAGGCAGUAGCUAUCGUUGUUUUUUUUGCAUAACUUAUUAGCAGAGUGGUCGGACCAGCAGUCAAUAAACAGCUAGGGCGUAAGAGCCCACUUAUACCUAGGCUCAACGUGGGAAUACAACGUGGUUCUGUGGUAUGGUUGACCUGGAAACCCAAUGAUGACAGCGGGUGAUGCAGGUUGCUGUUUCACUGCUUGGAGCAUGAGGGUGCGUGUGGUGGGUUGGUAAUUCUAGCACGCCCCUGAAAGGCGUCGUUUUGCUGCAGUGCAAACGGCGUUGCCGAAUAAGCGGAAGUACACAAGCAUGGAUGAGAAGUACACACGCAUGCAUGGCUAGGACGUCUGCACCCUCUGUAUGGCUGGUAUGAAUCGACUCACUGCCGUUUGUUAGCGGGUUUUACGACGAAUGUCAUUGUAUGCUGCUGUUCGCCGCUACUUCGCAUGUUUCUUUUUGCCCUCGGCAGCAGCCUAUUUAGAAUGCGAAAGUUACAAGGGGGACCGGAGUUCCUGAAAGCCUGAGAGCCGUACAAGAGACCCAAUCGCUAGCCUAUUUAGCCCGUUAGUAGGAAGAGCGUCAUUGUACGGCUGCGCUCAUAUGCAUUUGACGCAGCCCGAGCGCCUGGCAAUGAAAAUGCGGGUGCAUUAGGUACGGAACGUGAUCACCUGUGGUAAGCACAAAAUCGCUGCGCCGAAGGACGCUGGAAGACGGAGGGACCACGCUAGCUCGCGUUAGUGUACGUCAGAGCUCGUAAACUUUUAACACGGCCAAGGCGCCUGGCAUGGAAUGUGCGGGUGCAAUAGGCACGGAAGCUGAUCAUCGAUGUUCAGGGCGAAACCGCAGCGCGGAAGGAUGCAGGAAGACGGAGAGAACGUACUAACUGCAGAUUGGACGGAGGAAUACGGAGGGACCGCAAUUGUGGGAGACGCCGCU
Astrephomene gubernaculifera is the source of this 3877-nucleotide messenger RNA. Lineage: Eukaryota; Viridiplantae; Chlorophyta; Chlorophyceae; Chlamydomonadales; Astrephomenaceae. The record is from the annotation of a GenBank genome assembly.